GCCGAGCAUGGCGGCGCUGCGGGUGCUGGAGCUGUACAGCGGCAUCGGGGGCAUGCACCAGGCCCUCAGAGAAAGCUGCACAUAUGCAGAAGUUGUAGCUGCUGUUGAUGUGAACACUCUUGCCAAUGAUGUUUAUAAGCACAACUUUCCCAGCACACCAUUAUGGGCAAAGACUAUUGAGGGAAUAACACUGAAAGAAUUUGACAAAUUAUCUUUUGAUAUGAUUUUGAUGAGUCCUCCCUGUCAGCCUUUUACAAGAACUGGCCUGCAAGGUGACGUGUCUGACCCACGGACCAAGAGCUUUCUCUAUAUCCUUGAUAUUCUCCCAAGGCUUCAGAAGCUUCCAAAAUACCUACUUUUAGAAAAUGUUAAAGGAUUUGAAUCCUCUUCUGCAAGAAAUGAACUUUUGCAAACACUAGCAACAUGUGGAUUUAAAUAUCAGGAAUUUCUCUUGUCUCCAACAUGUCUUGGCAUUCCCAAUUCUAGGCUGCGGUAUUUUCUAAUUGCAAGGCUUCACCAAGAACCAUUUUCCUUUCAAGCUCAUGGUCAAAUAUUGACAAGAUUCCCAGAUCAGGAUCCAGAAGAUUUACUCAAGGAAAAAGUUGCUGACAAAGUGGGAGAAGCCAGUUCUUUGUCCUCUGAGGAGAAGAAUCUGGAUCCAAGCAUUGAUCCAGAUUGCAGCAGCAAGAAGAGUUUAGAAAAAGGGGCCUUUCUGUUUAAGCUUGAAACAGUAGAAGAGAUGGAAAGGAAACAUAAUCAGGAUAAUGAUCCCUCUAUUCAAAUGCUAAAAGACUUCUUGGAAGAGGAAAAUGAAGAAAUGAGUCAAUAUUUCUUACCACCAAAGUCCUUACUGCGCUAUGCUCUCUUGUUAGACAUUGUUAAACCCACCUGCCGGAGAUCCACAUGCUUUACAAAAGGGUAUGGACACUAUGUAGAAGGGACUGGCUCUGUUCUGCAGACAGCAGUAGAUGUACAGCUCGAAUCAGUGUUCAAACACAUUGAUGAGUUACCAGAAGAAGAGAAGCUUAUGAAAUUGUCAACAUUAAAACUGAGGUACUUUACCCCAAGAGAAAUAGCAAAUCUUCAUGGAUUCCCUUUGGAAUUUGGUUUUCCUGAAAAGGUGACAGUAAAGCAACGCUAUCGUCUGCUGGGAAACAGCCUCAAUGUACACGUGGUGGCAAAAUUGAUCUCCAUUCUACUUGAAUAAUUUAGAACCUGAAACUGAUGCAUAUGGACUGGUGACAGAAAAUACUUCCAUCUUUUAGGAGAAAGCUGAUGGAACCUGGACAAAUACCAGAGCUUGCCAAGAUACUUGUCCAGACAUUUUGCCGAAUGAGUUUUAUAUAUUUUUAAUAACUUGCAUUCAUGAUGGAUUUAAACUGUAUAGGUGUUUUAUUUAAAGGGCAGUUUACAGGACUUACUUGCUUUAUUUGAAUGUUCUUUUUAGUUUGCAGAAUGAAAAAUAGUACACAUGCUAAUACUUCAAUGAGAAAGGACAAGAUUAUUUUAUUUUACUUUAUUUUAUUUUUUAUCAUAAAACCAUUUUCAGUAUUGUGUGAAACUGUGUCAAAGCUGUUUCAAUCAGGUGCAGAGAUCAAGUUCUAUGUAUAAAAUGUCUUCAUCUUUAAAUGUAAGUAAUCCAUUCUGAAAAGAUUUGCUGUAUAUAUGAUCUGAA
Melozone crissalis (California towhee) is the source of this 1675-nucleotide messenger RNA. It is a transcript of the gene TRDMT1, whose product is annotated as tRNA aspartic acid methyltransferase 1. The record is from RefSeq and is a predicted model, not a curated record. The coding region runs from base 8 to 1207 and encodes 399 amino acids. Gene Ontology annotation, molecular function: methyltransferase activity. Lineage: Eukaryota; Metazoa; Chordata; Aves; Passeriformes; Passerellidae. The transcript has 11 exons.